CAAGCGCAGUGGCGCACGCGCAGUUGUACUGGCUGCGCCGGCCGUCUCCCUUCUGUCUCUUUCAGUGUGCGCGCGAGUAAGAGAGAAGCGAACGUAGAGGACGACGGAGACUAUUCGGCAAUUGCUCCUUCUCAUCCCUUACUCGUUUUCCCACAUACGGAGCGAACCGACGAGCUGGGGGCAGCAGAAGAAGCGGUAGGACACGAAGCGUUCGGACACGGCCUUGAGGAAGCGUUUAGGCAUAAGGACCGAGAGUGAGGCCUAACUCGGGGCCCAGCCGGGAAAUGGGACCGGUUUGUGUCAGGCGAAGAGGAAGCCGCCAUCCCUGGUUUUAGGAACUCGUGGAAGCAACAGCUGACAGUCCCAGCCGAAGGAACUGUCUUAUGUGAAGAGGCAAAGGCCGGCAAGAGAGUCUAGUCCUACCGAACCGAACCUGGCAAGGGGCCCCAAUGGCGACUGCUUCUUUCUCCUCCACCUCUUGGGCGCCUUGACGGAUUCUUGUUUGCCGGAGAGAGAUACCGAUGCCGAGUACCUCAGAGGCGGCGACGUCCGGAGGCGGGAGCGGUGUCCGGGCCUGGGCCGGCGGCUCCGAAUCGCCAGCGGCAGAAAAAAAGCGUUUGCAUCACCGGCGGCGGAAGCGCUACGCUUCGGCGCAGCCGCCCCCGUUGCCUCCGUCACCUGUGGCGGGCCCGCCGGCACCUUCGCUGCUGUUCCCGCUGCUGCAGCCCUCGCUCCUGCAGCCGCCGCUGCCGCCGCAGUCUCUGCUGUUCCUGGCGGCCACUGGCGGCGCCGCCUCCUCCUGCUGUGGGGAAGGGGGGGAGCGGAAGCGACCGCGAGGCAAGCGGCGAUCGGGGUCCAAACGGCGGCGCGGCAGAUCAGGGGGUGCAGGUGGCGGUAGCUCAGGGGCGGCUCUCGCAGCCUUGGAGCGGCGCGGGACUGGGGCGGGCUUGGGGCCACUGGUAGAGGCGGCGGCCGAAGAAUACGACGACGUAAGCUCCCAGUCGGAGGGACCGGUGGGAGGCGGGACGGCCGGGGUAGUGAGCGGCGGAGGGAGUCCAGCGUCCUCCGGUGGCGGCGGGGGCAACCAACAACGCUCAAGCCGCGGUGAGGCGGAUCGGAGCAUCCGGCGACCGCGCAGGGAACACCGCAGCAACAGUGGGCGUCGCUCUCGGGAGCGGCACCGGGAACACCGCAGGCGGGGGGUGGACAAGGACAAGGCGUCGUUACAGCAGGAGGGGGUGGCCGCGGCUGCCAGGGGGGGAGCCGAGGCCUCCUCUUCUUCCUCUAAGUCUCGCAGCCGCCACAAUCACAGCGGUGGCCAGGACCGAGAUGGCUCCCGGAGCGGCGGCGGCGGCGGCAGCGACGGCCGCAGGAAGGGCUCAGCUGCGUCGCCUAGUAGCAGUCGGAAAGACCGGGAAAAUAAAAGCCACCGGAACCGGACGAAAACAGGCAAAGAGCCUCCCUCAGCUUACAAGGAACCGCCUAAAGCCUACCGGGAGGAUAAAACAGAACCCAGGGCGUACAGGCGGCAACGAUCAUCACUCAGCCCUUAUCGAGAUGACAGCCCAAUUAGCCACAGAGCUUCACAAAGCCAACGGAAUCGCAAGUCUCCCAGUCCCCGUUCUUCUCUUAGCCCUUAUUGGCGUCGGUCACCCAGCUACAGCCGGCACAGUUCUUUCGAGUGUGGUGGGGAUGUAUCACCGAAUCCUUACAGACGUCGCUCACGCAGCCCUUAUAGUCCAGCCAUCAGCAGAAAAUCAGCAAAAUCCAGAAGCAGAAGUCCUUACUCAUCCAGACAUUCAAGAUCUCGUAGUAGACACAGAUUGUCAAGAUCCAGAAGUCGGCAGUCCAGUAUUUCUCCCAGUACUCUGACUCUAAAAAGCAGCCUGGGAGCUGAACUGAACAAGAACAAAAAAGCCAGGGCAGCAGAGGCAGCUAAAGCCAAUGCUAAAGUUUCAAACACCUCUACACCUACUAAGGGAACUGAUAUAGGAAUUGCUGUACAACAAGUGAAUAAUGUAAAGGAAGUAAAAAAGAUAAAAAUAGAAAAUAUAUCUUCCCCUUCAAAUAGUUCAACCUUGAAAAAUGAUAAGACAAAAACAAAAGUUUCUGUUCAGGAAACUAAAGUGGAAAACAAUGUGGUUAUAGAGAAAGUGGCUAAACAAAACGUUUUAGCAGCAAAAGAAAAUAAAUCAACCAUUGUUAAAUCAACAACACAACCUGUUGUAGUAAAAGAGAAGAAUAAGCCUCAUAUCCUAACUGCAGCAUCUAAGGAGAAAGACUGUAGUGUUGCACCAAUCACUUCCACUCUGCCACCCCUGCCUUUUCCUCCUAUGCUGCCUGAAGAUAAAGAUACAGAUUGUUUGCAAGGUAACAUUUCAGUAAAAGCAGUGAAAAAAGAAGUGGAGAAGAAAUUACGCCAUUUGCUUGCAGACUUGCCAUUGCCACCUGAGUUUCCCGGAGGAGAUGAUAUAUCUCAAAGCCCUGAAGAGAAAAAGAUUCUAGUGCAAUCACAUCAUAAAAAGAGACCAAAGAUAUGUGGACCGCGUCAUGGUGAAACAAAGCAAAAAGAAAUUGACUGGGGGAAACGUUGUGUAGAUAAGUUUGAUAUCAUUGGCAUUAUUGGAGAAGGCACAUAUGGGCAAGUUUACAAAGCAAGGGAUAAAGAUACAGGGGAAAUGGUGGCAUUAAAGAAAGUACGGUUGGAUAAUGAAAAAGAAGGUUUUCCUAUUACAGCUAUUAGGGAAAUAAAGAUUCUUCGACAACUAAAUCAUCCAAGUAUAAUCAACAUGAAAGAAAUAGUGACAGAUAAAGAAGAUGCUUUAGAUUUCAAGAAAGAUAAAGGUGCUUUCUACCUUGUAUUUGAAUAUAUGGAUCAUGAUCUCAUGGGGCUUCUGGAAUCUGGCUUGGUUCAUUUUGAUGAAAGUCAUAUUAAAUCUUUCAUGAGACAGUUGAUGGAAGGCUUGGAUUAUUGCCAUAAGAAGAAUUUCUUACAUCGAGAUAUUAAAUGUUCUAACAUCUUACUAAACAACAGAGGGCAGAUCAAGCUUGCAGAUUUUGGUCUUGCUCGCCUGUACAGCUCUGAAGAGAGUCGUCCAUAUACCAACAAAGUUAUCACUUUAUGGUAUCGUCCCCCUGAACUUCUGCUAGGAGAGGAACGAUACACACCUGCCAUUGAUGUCUGGAGCUGUGGAUGUAUCCUGGGUGAACUUUUUACUAAAAAGCCAAUUUUUCAAGCAAAUCAAGAACUUGCUCAACUGGAACUGAUAAGCCGCAUAUGUGGGAGUCCGUGUCCUGCAGUAUGGCCUGAUGUUAUAAAAUUGGCAUAUUUCAAUACCAUGAAACCAAAGAAGCAAUAUCGUCGAAGACUGAGGGAAGAGUUUGCUUUUAUUCCUGCAGCUGCACUAGAUCUCUUUGAUUACAUGCUUGCUCUUGAUCCCAGCAAACGCUGCACAGCAGAACAGGCACUUCAGUGUGAAUUUCUGAGAGAUGUGGACCCUUCAAAGAUGCCUCCACCAGAUCUUCCUUUAUGGCAAGAUUGCCAUGAACUGUGGAGUAAGAAACGUAGAAGGCAAAAGCAAAUGGGCAUGACUGAUGAUGCAGCUAAAGUUCCAAGAAAGGAUUUAUCUUUGGGGAUGGAUGAUAGCAGAGCCAACACGCCCCAGGGUUUACAGACCUCUUCACAACUGAAGAUGCAGAGCAACUCUAAUAUAGCACUUGUGAAAGCAGGCAGUGGUCAGCCACUAAAUCAAAAUGAAGUGGCAAUUCUCCUAAACCUGCUCCAGUCUAAAACUAGUAUUAAUAUGGCACAAUUUGCUCAAGUGCUGAACAUUAAAAUGAAUCCUGAGACUGAGCAACAACUGAAUAAAAUAAAUCUUCCAGCUGGCAUUUUGGAUAUGGCUGAAAAACAGUCUGAACAACAACAGCAGCAGCAGCAACCGCCGCCGCCGCCACCACCACCACCGAAGCCACCACUGCCUCCCUCACCAGACCAAGAGCCUUUAAAACAAACAGCAACACCACAGUUUUCUGUGCAAGCCACUCCAUUGAUCCAAUCUAAAGUUGACCCAGAAGUUACCCGAGCAGCUGUGCAGAGUGCAUUUACAGUUUUGUUAUCUCAGUUAUUAAAGGCUCAACAAUUGAAGCAAAAAGAAAAUUUCCUAGAAGAAAAGGAAAAUGGAUCAGGAAAUGACAUGUCAUUACAGUCAAGACAGCCUCCAGAACCAAGUACACCAGCAUCUGGCAAUUGGGAAAAUACAGAAUCUCCGGCAUCUGUUUAUCCCCAUCUUAUUAAAUCAUUAUACACAUGUGCAGGACAAGAUGACUUGGUGAGACCCCCUGAAAUGAAACCUCAAACCCCAGAAGAACGUCCUCGUAUCUUGCCACCAGAUCAACGACCCCCCGAGCCCCCUGAACCACCACCAGUUACUGACGAAGACCUUGAUUAUCGGACAGCAAAUCAAUACUUACCUUCAAUUAGUAGCUCUUCAGGGAUGGAUCCUCAUGCUGGAGUAAAAGCAGCUCUUUUAGAGCUGCUGGCUCAUCACCAAGCUCAAACAUCUGAGAAACCAGCAACAUCUAAUGUGAAGUUCCAGUCAAGAGACUCCUUUGUAACAGGUCCAGACUAUAAAGAUAGUUUUGUAUCUACUACAUUCUCUUGUGCCCACUAUAGUGGUAGUGAUGGAAUAGGAAAUAUAUCAUCUGGAACACUAGAAAGGGCAAAUUUUGUUGGAAAUUCAGAUGUUCAAUACUUGGAGAACUAUAAUAUUGCUUCAUCUCAUUCAAAUAGUGCCCUUCCAACUCCUGCCUUUUCAGAACCAUUUCAUAGCUCAGUAACUCAUUAUGGAGACAUUUAUCUCAACAGUGGUUCCAUGCUAUUUAGUGGUGAUAAGGAUCAUAGAUUUGAAUAUAGCCAUGGUCCCAUCACAGUACUGGAAAACAGUGGCGAUUCAGUUGGAAGGUCUGGGUCUGAAAGUACUCAUUCUCAUUCUUUGUCUUCAAAGAUGCAGAACUAUAGCUAUGGAAGUAAUUUACAAGAACCUCCUGCCAGUGCCAGCCACAUUCAUGGAGAAACUUGGACUUCUCCUGCUCAAGGACCUGGAUAUUCACAAGGAUACAGGGGACAAAUUAGUACAUCCACUAUCAGAGGUCGAGGCAGAGGAUUGCCAUACUAAGCUUCUGUUCUUUCCCCCUUCCCCUUGGCCUUCAGGCACGUCAUUUGUAUCCUGGAAAAACUUUUUAACUGUGAUUUCAAACAGCAAUCCAACAGACUUGAAUAAUGUUAAUUCAGCAGCUUUAUUUUUAUUCAGAAAAGGGUCUUGCAUACAAUAGAAAAUUGCUCGCAAUUCAUGCUGUUCUGAAAAUCCAGAUAAUUGUACAUCUUUCAAAUUCUAGCUAUAAAUUUUAUAUUUUGGCAGUUCUAAGUCAAUGCUAAAUUUAGAAACAUCAGCUUUUUAAGGCACACUACUAAGAUCUGAACUAUGCACACACUUUGUGCUUUUUUUGUAAGUUUGGACCAACUUUUAUGUAAAAAAUUUUACAAAACCAAAACAGGGCACUGAUUUAUUUGGUAUUUCUUUUUACAAAACUACCUUUAGUCAAUAAGUCACUAUCAGUCUUCGCACUGCUUUCAGUGUUAUCUAUGGAAAGUGUUUGUGCUCAUUUCAGACAAUAAAAUACAGUCACCCUUGAUACUAUUUAUACAUACUUUGACAUUAAUUUGAUUUACUUUCACAAUUGUUUGUCUAGUAAAAUAUCCAAUCCAUCUUCCCAACAUUUGUAUAAGUAUCUGUUUUACUUGAAUGGUAAGUGCCUUAAUGAUGUAAUCUUAAGGUCUGAAGAACAUUUCAUUAAAUUCAUAAGGCUGUUUGAAGGUAAUUUGUAUUUUGGUACAAAGUAUUAAUAUUUACAUGAUACCGAUGCUAAUUUAAGGACAAAUGGGACAGAAUAGUGUCUUAGGAGUUUUCAUAUCCUAUUAGGUGAAAUAUUUAUCUUCUUUUUUUCCAAAAUUAUAACCAUUCCCAUAUUUAAUUAAAUGAAAUUACAUGAGAAUGUAUGCAUAAUAAUGAAAAAGAUAGGUUUCCUUCAAUUUUCUGUACCCUUUAACUACCAAAUAAACAUUAGUGUCCUGUUUUAUUCAAAACAGUCUUUAUUAAAAACAGAUAGCAUUUUGUCACUAUCUUCUAAUAAGUACUUUGCUCAUUUUAAAUGUAGCUGCUGUAGAAUGUAACUUUCGUUACAUAAACAAUUAAUGCAACUGAAAUUUAAACAAUUUAAAUUUAUAGAAAUUAGGAUGGUGCCAAUCAGUUCUGUAUUAUAUUAUUCUACUAGUCUAUUCAUUUAAUUUGAAUAGGUUUUUAAUUCAUUGUAUCUUCAAUUGCAAAGGAGGGAAAACAAGGUCCCCAAAAAUCAAUUCUGGCUUCUGGAGAGGCUUUCUGGGAUUAUAUAUUUGUUUCUUGAGAAGAAGAGAAGCCCCUCCCUGUAGACAAGCCACUGGCUAUGAUUUCUCUGUACUGAAAUGUUUUUAAAUGACAAUAUUGAAAAAAAUAUUGGCAAUUGGCAAGCUAAUGCAUACAUGUACCAGUGGCUAUUUUCUAAAAAUAUAAUUACAUAUAAUUUACAUGUACUCUCAGCUGAGUUUAUUAGAAGCAAUUCAACAAAUCACUGCUUCUUUUUUUUUUUUUAAAUGAGUGAGUACUGCAUUUGUAGAGUGUCAAAUACAUGUGAACUUUCCUGUAAAUACAACUAUGGUCAUCCUCAAUAGAGAACUCCUGAUUGAAAAUAAAAACAGCUAAACUGGAAUAAAAUAUUUUGUAAUUUUAGCUGUUAAUGUUGAUAUUUCAGAUAAAAGAACAGUGGUCUGGAAUGGGUGUUUCUGAAUAACCUUGUUUAGUAAAAGUAAACAUCAACUUCAAUAUCUUUUUGAUAAAAAUUUGUUUGAUAUUCAGAUUUUGGAUUAAAUUCCUAGUGAUCCUUUUGAUUGUU
Pantherophis guttatus is the source of this 6984-nucleotide messenger RNA. RefSeq names its product cyclin dependent kinase 13 (gene CDK13). Gene Ontology annotation, biological process: protein phosphorylation; positive regulation of transcription elongation by RNA polymerase II. The record is from RefSeq and is a predicted model, not a curated record. Gene Ontology annotation, cellular component: nucleus; cyclin/CDK positive transcription elongation factor complex. Gene Ontology annotation, molecular function: RNA polymerase II CTD heptapeptide repeat kinase activity; cyclin binding; ATP binding. NCBI's taxonomy places the organism in Eukaryota, Metazoa, Chordata, Lepidosauria, Squamata, Colubridae.